Molecule: messenger RNA, 896 nt
Organism: Caenorhabditis elegans
Lineage: Eukaryota; Metazoa; Nematoda; Chromadorea; Rhabditida; Rhabditidae
Gene: F35F10.1
Product: PAW domain-containing protein
Biological process (GO): glycoprotein catabolic process
Cellular component (GO): cytoplasm
Source: RefSeq, marked reviewed
UUUCGAUCUUGACCUUGGAGCGAUGAGAAGUUCUUAUAAGAAGAAUUAAAUUCGUUCUAAACACUUUUCGUGGCGGCAAUGUCUUCUCAAAAUCCUACGAAUGCACAAUACUCUGCUCUGUCUUUGGGUGGACCAUUAGGAUCGCCACCAAGUCACCCUGGAAAGAGCAUCGCAAAAAUAACUACCGCAUUCAUUGGAGCUCUUGUAGUUUCAGCAACAAUUCUCGUUGCCUUGUCGGGAACUACUCCUUCUUCCCAUCUUGCAGCACCAAGUCAUGAGGUUUUAGCAACACAGGACGAGCCUAUCCAGUUGGAAAACGACUCACAAGACAAAUACGUAGAGUUUCGGUACGAUCCAAUAUCUGGAAAGUAUUCACACGUAAACAAUGAUGGUUCAAGAAUUAAUCCAUUUGUUGUCAAGAAUGUUGAACGGCACUCUGAAAAACAAUACGCUGUCUACUUACACAAGAAGGACUCAAAUGAAGAAGGAAGUAUUUACUGGAAAUUCAACUUGAAGUCCACUAGAAAGAUAUUGGAGAAACUUGAAAUUAGAAUGGUAUCGAUCAACAAUAUUGCUAAUGGUGGAGGAAAAGCCGAAGCUUGUCUACAACCUUCUGAAACGUGUAAAGACAUUCCAGUCGGCGGUGUUCUAACUCUUGAAAAGCCAGAAUCUGAAACUCUAACUGUGGGAAUAAAGCUGUUCAAGAAUAUACAACUUUUUGGUCGCGAUGAGAAGUGUACAGAGUGUGGAGAGUUUGAGAGGGGAUUUUCAGUCAAAGCCUUCUGGAAGUCCAACUAGUACUACUACACCUCCAGCCAUCUGAAUUUGCAAUUCAUAUUUUAUUUUUAAAACUUGUUUCAAUAAAUCAAGUUACUCUAAUAAACAUAAUAUUUCGU